UCCACUAUCCGAUGAUCCUCACGUUAUGUUACAUUCCAGGUCACAGUCACAAUGCCCUCUGGCCUUUCUCUCCGCCGCUGUGCAGUCCUCCUUUCUGUCUUCAGUACCUUUUGCUCCUUGAACAGCAUCUGUUCAGUCUUUAUACUUUCUUUGUCCAAUGUUUUAAAAAAUGGAGGAACAAAUGGAAUGUUACGAAUGUGUCUCCCUCGGCAUAUUCGAUCCGAUGGAUCUUAUAUCACCCAUGUUUGUAUGCUCGUGCUAGUACUCUCAUUUACGGUCGUAUGCCUUCGCAGGCCAGAAUUAGUCGGAAGCCUGACUGCCAAGGUUGCUCAUGAUCAACCCGGCACGGUAUUUUCUCCGGAUGUUAUUCACCAUGUCCUACGCGUGGCUCUGGAAGACUUAUGUACUGCUUGCACGAGGUGUCAAUCUCUCUAUACUAUCCAGUGCAGUGUUCGACAACACCCUCAUUCUGACUGCCACUUCAAGUUUAUCAUCCUUCAUCUAAGAGAUCGUUUUUUUGUUCUCUGCGUCUAUGAUCCAAUAAUCUAUUGUUCAUAAGAACAAGGAAGGUCUGCUUCGGUUUUAUGGCUGUCAAUUCCUGACGGCGUUAGAAAUUCGAUGCCUCGACUCAGAGAU
Molecule: messenger RNA, 636 nt
Organism: Desarmillaria tabescens
Lineage: Eukaryota; Fungi; Basidiomycota; Agaricomycetes; Agaricales; Physalacriaceae
Exons: 6
Coding region: 52-558 (168 amino acids)
Source: RefSeq, a predicted model, not a curated record